Molecule: messenger RNA, 4927 nt
Organism: Pongo pygmaeus (Bornean orangutan)
Lineage: Eukaryota; Metazoa; Chordata; Mammalia; Primates; Hominidae
Gene: COPA
Product: coat protein complex I subunit alpha
Exons: 28
Coding region: 729-4040 (1103 amino acids)
Biological process (GO): intracellular protein transport; retrograde vesicle-mediated transport, Golgi to endoplasmic reticulum; endoplasmic reticulum to Golgi vesicle-mediated transport
Cellular component (GO): COPI vesicle coat
Molecular function (GO): structural molecule activity; protein binding
Source: RefSeq, a predicted model, not a curated record
AAAGUCUCACUCUGUCUCACCCAUGCUGAAAUGCAGUGGUGCAAUCUCGGCCCACUACAACCUCUGCCUCCCGGGUUCAAGCGAUUCUUGUGCCUCAUAAGUAACUGAGAUUACAGGUGCGUGCCACCACGCACAGCUAGUUUUUGUAUUUUUAGUAGAGACAGGGUUUCACCAUGUUGGCCAGGUUGGUCUCGAACUCCUGACCUCAGGUGAUUCGCCUGCCUCGGCCUCCCAAAGUGCUGGGAUUACAGGCGUGAGCCACUGUGCCUGGCCCAGAAUACCUUUUAAUGGACAGAUUUAGGACUAGAAAUUAAAUAAUUUAUAGAUUAUGGAUAGUUGGGAUAAUUCCUCCUUUUACAGUUUACGUAUCUUUAUUUUGAGACGAGGAUUUAAAUGUUUAGUCUUAUAUAGAGGAGAGCUAAGAAAGUGCUACCUAGAGAAUUUAAAUGUAAAGAGUGGACUGUACCUGUGAGACUGAUGGAAGCGCUUCGUGUUGGCAUAGGGAAAUCUUCAAACACUAAAUGCUGUAGUUCUCUGACCAGUUAGUAUUUGUUGUUUGUUUGUUUGUUUCUUUUUUAACUUUUAUUUAUUUAUUUUUUUUCUUGAGAUAGUUUCACUCUGUCACCUGGGCUGAGUGCCAUGGCGUGAUCUCAGCUCACUACGACCUCUGCCUCCUGGGUCCAAGCGAUUCUCAUGCCUCCGCCUCCCGUGUAGCUGGGAUUACAGCCAUGUGCCACCAUGCCCAGCUAAUUUUUGUGUUUUUAGUAGAGACAGGGUUUCACCAUGUUGGCCAGGCUGGUCUCGAGCUCCUGAUCUCAGGUGAUCCACCCACCUUUGCCUCCCAGAGUGCUGAGAUUACAGGUCUGAGGAAAAAAAACCUGUCCCCUGGUGCGGUGGAAUCGGAUGUGAGAGGAAUAACUGGGGUUGAUCUAUUUGGAACUACAGAUGCAGUGGUGAAGCAUGUACUAGAGGGUCACGAUCGUGGAGUAAACUGGGCUGCUUUCCACCCCACUAUGCCCCUUAUUGUAUCUGGGGCAGAUGAUCGUCAAGUGAAGAUCUGGCGCAUGAAUGAAUCAAAGGCAUGGGAGGUUGAUACCUGCCGGGGCCAUUACAACAAUGUAUCUUGUGCCGUCUUCCACCCUCGCCAAGAGUUGAUCCUCAGCAAUUCUGAGGACAAGAGUAUUCGAGUCUGGGAUAUGUCUAAGCGGACUGGGGUUCAGACUUUCCGCAGAGACCAUGAUCGUUUCUGGGUCCUAGCUGCUCACCCUAACCUUAACCUCUUUGCAGCAGGCCAUGAUGGUGGUAUGAUUGUGUUUAAGCUGGAACGGGAACGGCCAGCCUAUGCUGUUCAUGGCAAUAUGCUACACUAUGUCAAGGACCGAUUCUUACGACAGCUGGAUUUCAACAGCUCCAAAGAUGUAGCUGUGAUGCAGUUGCGGAGUGGUUCCAAGUUUCCAGUAUUCAAUAUGUCAUACAAUCCAGCAGAAAAUGCAGUCCUGCUUUGUACGAGAGCUAGCAAUUUAGAGAAUAGUACCUAUGACCUGUACACCAUCCCUAAAGAUGCUGACUCCCAGAAUCCUGAUGCGCCUGAAGGGAAACGAUCCUCAGGCCUGACAGCUGUUUGGGUCGCUCGAAAUCGGUUUGCUGUCCUAGAUCGGAUGCAUUCGCUUCUGAUCAAGAAUCUGAAGAAUGAGAUCACCAAAAAGGUACAGGUGCCCAACUGUGAUGAGAUCUUCUAUGCUGGCACAGGCAAUCUCCUGCUUCGAGAUGCGGACUCUAUCACACUCUUUGACGUACAGCAGAAGCGGACUCUGGCAUCUGUGAAGAUUUCUAAAGUGAAAUACGUUAUCUGGUCAGCAGACAUGUCACAUGUAGCACUACUAGCCAAACACGCCAUUGUGAUCUGUAACCGCAAACUGGAUGCUUUAUGUAACAUUCAUGAGAACAUCCGCGUCAAGAGUGGGGCCUGGGAUGAGAGUGGGGUAUUUAUCUAUACCACAAGCAACCACAUCAAAUAUGCUGUCACCACUGGGGACCACGGGAUCAUUCGAACUCUGGAUUUACCCAUCUAUGUCACACGGGUGAAAGGCAACAAUGUAUACUGCCUAGACAGGGAGUGUCGUCCCCGGGUACUCACCAUUGAUCCCACUGAGUUCAAAUUCAAGCUGGCCCUGAUCAACAGAAAAUAUGAUGAGGUACUGCACAUGGUGAGGAAUGCCAAACUAGUUGGCCAGUCUAUUAUUGCUUAUCUCCAGAAGAAGGGCUAUCCUGAAGUGGCACUGCAUUUUGUCAAGGAUGAGAAAACUCGCUUUAGUCUGGCACUGGAGUGUGGAAACAUUGAGAUUGCUCUGGAAGCAGCCAAAGCAUUGGAUGACAAGAACUGCUGGGAAAAGCUGGGAGAAGUGGCCCUGCUGCAGGGGAACCACCAGAUUGUGGAAAUGUGCUAUCAGCGUACCAAAAACUUUGACAAACUUUCCUUCCUGUAUCUUAUCACUGGCAACUUAGAAAAACUUCGCAAGAUGAUGAAGAUUGCUGAGAUCAGAAAGGACAUGAGUGGCCAUUAUCAGAAUGCCCUAUACCUGGGUGAUGUGUCAGAGCGUGUGCGGAUCCUGAAGAACUGUGGACAGAAAUCCCUGGCCUAUCUCACAGCUGCUACCCAUGGCUUAGAUGAAGAAGCUGAGAGCCUAAAGGAGACAUUCGACCCAGAGAAGGAGACUAUCCCAGACAUUGACCCUAAUGCCAAGCUGCUCCAGCCACCUGCACCUAUCAUGCCCUUGGAUACCAAUUGGCCUUUAUUGACUGUAUCCAAAGGAUUUUUUGAAGGCACCAUUGCCAGCAAAGGGAAGGGAGGAGCACUGGCUGCUGACAUUGACAUUGACACCGUUGGUACAGAGGGCUGGGGAGAGGAUGCAGAGCUGCAGUUGGAUGAAGAUGGGUUUGUGGAGGCUACAGAAGGUUUGGGGGAUGAUGCUCUUGGCAAGGGACAGGAAGAAGGAGGUGGCUGGGAUGUAGAAGAAGAUCUGGAGCUCCCUCCUGAGCUGGAUAUAUCCCCUGGGGCAGCUGGUGGGGCUGAAGAUGGUUUCUUUGUGCCCCCAACCAAGGGAACAAGUCCAACUCAGAUCUGGUGUAAUAACUCUCAGCUUCCAGUUGAUCACAUCCUGGCAGGCUCUUUUGAAACAGCCAUGCGGCUCCUUCAUGACCAAGUAGGGGUAAUCGAGUUUGGCCCCUACAAGCAACUGUUCCUACAGACAUACGCCCGAGGCCGCACAACCUAUCAGGCUCUGCCCUGCCUACCCUCCAUGUAUGGCUAUCCUAAUCGCAACUGGAAGGAUGCGGGGCUGAAGAAUGGUGUACCAGCUGUGGGCCUGAAGCUUAAUGACCUCAUCCAACGGUUGCAGCUGUGCUACCAGCUCACCACAGUUGGAAAAUUUGAGGAGGCUGUGGAAAAAUUCCGUUCCAUCCUUCUCAGUGUGCCACUUCUUGUUGUGGACAAUAAACAAGAGAUUGCAGAGGCCCAGCAGCUCAUCACCAUUUGCCGUGAGUACAUUGUGGGUUUGUCCAUGGAGAUAGAAAGGAAGAAGCUGCCCAAAGAGACUCUAGAACAGCAGAAGCGCAUCUGUGAGAUGGCAGCCUAUUUUACCCACUCAAACCUGCAGCCUGUGCACAUGAUCCUGGUGCUGCGUACAGCCCUCAAUCUCUUCUUCAAGCUCAAGAACUUCAAGACAGCUGCCACCUUUGCUCGGCGCCUACUAGAACUCGGGCCCAAGCCUGAGGUGGCCCAACAGACCCGAAAAAUCCUGUCUGCCUGUGAGAAGAAUCCCACAGAUGCCUACCAGCUCAAUUAUGACAUGCACAACCCCUUUGACAUCUGUGCUGCAUCAUAUCGGCCCAUCUACCGUGGAAAGCCAGUAGAAAAGUGUCCACUCAGUGGGGCCUGCUAUUCCCCUGAGUUCAAAGGUCAAAUCUGCAGGGUCACCACAGUGACAGAGAUUGGCAAAGAUGUGAUUGGUUUAAGGAUCAGUCCUCUGCAGUUUCGCUAAGGCCCCCUUUGUGUGCAUGGGUCAGUCACUGUAUGUUGCCCCCAGAGAAUGUGUCUAUAUCCUCCUUCUAACAGCACCUUCCCCCUGCAGCUACUCUUUGGAUUUGGCUGUCUCUACCCUAAAACCUAGUAUCUUUUUCUCUUCUAUGGAAAAUCCGAAAGUCUAAACUUGACUUUUUUGAGGUCUUCUCAACUUGACUAUAGUUGUGCUCAUAAUUGUCCUUGCCUUUCCAGCUUAAUUCUUUUAAGGAACAAAUGAAAACUCUGGGCUGGGUGGAGUGGCUCAUGCCUGUAAUCCCAGCACUGUGGGGAGGCUGCGGUGGGCAGAUCAUCUGAGGCCAGGAGUUCGAGACCUGCCUGGCCAACAUGGCAAAACCCCGUCUCUAAUAAAAAUACAAAAAUUAGCCUGGCAUGGUAGCAUGCGCCUAUAGUCACAGCUACUCGGGAGGCUGAGGCAUGAGAAUCGCUUGAACCUAGGAGGUGGAGGUUGCAGUCAACUGAGAUCAUACCACUUCAUUCCAGCCUGGGUGACAGAGCAAGACUCUGUCUCAAAAAAAAAAAAAAAAAAAAAAAGAAAACUCUGUGAUGGACAUUUGUUUAGUAAAUCCCUUCAGUAUUUAUCCCUCCUCUCCCCACAGCAGCUUUCUUUCCUCAACUAGAAAGGAGCGGGAUGUAAUAAAUACAUGUUGGUGUGACUAGGCCACACCAACUCUUAAUCAUCUCCCAUUUUCCUUAGACAUUUAAAUUCCCAGGCAGUCUCUGUGUACUCAGAAAUUUGAAGAAGUUAUUUGGUUUUCCAAAAUGCACACUGUGGGUUAUUGAUUUGUUCUUUACAACUAUUGUUCUCAUAUUUCUCACACUAAAUAAAUCUCUAUGAGAGCUUCUUGA